AAUAUUGUGUAAUGUGUAUACAACUUUGCGCGAACGCCUGCGACUCUGUUCUGUGUGUACGCGCGUCGUGCACUCGUGCAUGUAUUUGUGUUAAUGUGUGUGACAACUGACAAGUGAACGUCGUGUAUCGUGUUCUACACAGUGUUUUCCGCGACCGUCGACCGUGUACUCCUGCGUUUUCAUCGACUUGGUCCGUUUUACACCGUGUCUCUUAAAUUUUUUUCGUCGUUUGAACGCACGUUGACACGGCUUCCGUAACAACAAUCGUCCAACACAAACGCUUUCUACUGUCAAAAGCAGAACUGUCGCUGACGCCGAACUUUCUUCCCGAAUUGACGUGCUCGUGUAUUCGGUGUGCAUAUUCCGAACGCACAUCGUUCCCAUCACAGUCGACGUAUCCCUCUAACGCGCGCCGAGAACCCUGUGCGUGAAUUCCGCGCGCUGCUUCCUGUACGACCCACCGCCAAAACGGACGCCGAAAUUGACAUGGAGAAGAGAAUCGAAUUGGAGAAACGGGGUCGGAAACCCGAGGAGGCAAGUAUACGACGACUGGAAACGAAAUUUUUCGUCGAUAAAAAAUUGUCCUUUCCGUUCCGCGUACGGUUUUUCGAAAUCCGGAGUAGCGCGCGCGCGCGCGCACGAUUACCGCUAACCGGCGUGUCGUUCCGCACACGUCGGAUGUUCACUAUUUUUUUAUUUUUAUUUUUUCUGACGUAUCUCGCACGUUUUUUGGUUUUGUAUUUUUUCGGAAACUCCGUAAAAUUGUCUACUAUAAUUAUGUAGAUAUGAUAAUCGUUGCGCAGUGGCCACCCACACGAAUGCGAAACGUACAAAAAUGUACACAUUUGUCUUUUAAUACCUAUUUUAAUUUUCUUUUUUUUUUCCCUCCCGAAGAAUAUAUAGUCUUCGUCAGGUGCCCCUGGGUAGUUGGUUUGUAGGUUUUAAGCCUUUCCGGCCAAUUUCGCGCCGGAACAAACGAUGUCGUCGGUCUAAUCGCGGUUCGUCAAUAUACAAACGCCGUGUCCGUGUGUCUGUCAUUAAACAUAAUGAACAUCGUUCUUGUAGUCUCGUGUAUAAUAAUAUUAUCUGCCGCUGCGACGGUUUUAAUUAAGCUAUCGAUAAAACAACGAGAGCUAUUGGAUGGACAGGUGUGUGUGUGUGUGUGUGUGUGCGUGCGUUUCGCGCGUGUGUGCGUGCGUUUCGCGCGUGUGUGCGUGCGCGCGCGUGUGCGGUGUAUGUUUAUGUAUAAUAUAUGUAUUAUAACAUUAUGUUUAAUGUUAUAUUUGUGUGUACGUGCGCGCGCACUUGCUCAUGUAUAGAAUAUAUUAUGCCGCCGGGCGUGUGCGCGUGUGUGUAGGGUUCGACGGGUGGGCGGUUUGGGGGUAAUUUGGCCGACGGCCAUGUUUAAAUUUUAAAUGCGUCGUCUGGUCUCGACGACGUGUGCGUCUCCUUCAAUAAUGAACUCAUGUCAAAAUCUAGGGAUAAUAUUUUCGCUUAAUUUUAAAAAAAAAAAAUAAUAAUAAUAAUUAAACCAUAGUUUGGUAUUUAUUUGCUCCCGAAAAUAAUAAUAUCAUAAAAACGGUUUUUCGUGACGGACUUGUACGUAAAAUAAACGGUGCUGUACUUUUUAUCAGCUAUCGCUGAUCGUCCUAAAUAUAGGUACACUACCAUUAGCUCCCGAAUUUCAAUAAGUAUACAAUUUUUUUUUUCAAUGAUCCAUGUAUGCUUGAGUUAUCUACUAUCCUAUGAUAUGUAAGAUUAUGUUUAGUGUGCGUUCGAGUCUUGUACUUUUUCAAACCAUAUUUAACAUUUUUAGUAUUCAUAUGUUAUAACAUAAAAUGUGCUUGUUUGAAUCUGAUGGAUUUGGUCUCUGUGAGUUUAAUAGAAGUAACAGUUAGGUACCUUAGUAGUCUUCAGUAUUAAGUUAAUUUUUGGCUUAUUUCUUUGAUAAAAAUUCCUUGCAACAUCUGUAUAAUUAAAGUAAGUCCUCUGUUAUUGGUUGGUAAUUAGUGUAGAUAUAAUAAUAUAUUGCAAAUUAGAGAGCGAAUAAUAAUUAUACAAGCAUGGAUGCUAUUAUUUUUUUAGGUUAGGAUAGCCUUUGCCAUUGCAUAUUUUUUGUAAAGCUGUUCAUUAUCCUGUAUCAAAUUCUGAUAAAUCAGCAUACACAGUUCUUUGAACUUGUGCUAAUAGUUACCAAAAUGCAUGUUUCGGUUUCAUACUAAAUUGCAGUCUAUGGAAUCUUAAUAAUGAUGUUCCCUUGCAAAAACCUCAGUUACUCCAAAGAAUAACUAUAGAUACUUCGAAAAUUCCGUGUUCUGAAUAUAGAAAGAAUUAUUAAAUUAUUGUUUAUUUUUUUUAAUAAUAAUUUAAAAAUAAUAUGUUAUAUAUGUAUUUGUAAUGAUUGUUUUAUUUUAUUAUUGAAAUUUUAACAUUUUUACAAUUAUCUUUAAAUAAAAUAAUAAAAAUAUGUAAAACACGGAAUAUGUGUAUAAAGCCCACAAUUGUUAAAUUUUGAAACUUGUUUGUGUAAUAUAAUUAAUUAUAUCUUUAAUUAUGAUUCUUUAAGAAAGUAUACCAUAGCAUUAGUAUUUAAAAAAUUAGCGUGAAAAGAAGUUGGGACAUUUUUUCUUUUCUUUAAUCAGUUACAUAGGAAAGCUGGACAAAUCAUUAAUUAGUGACUGAAAUUCACCAUCGCAGUUAGUACAGAGGUUACAAAAAUAACAUGAUAAUGGAUAUGUAAUUAUAAAAAAUAAUAAUAAAUCAUUUUUUUUUUUCUAAAACCUUUGAAAAAAUUACAUUUUCCUUGAAUUUUGACUUAUAAAGAUUCUACUGAAACCAGUGAUGUUCUAUUUAAUAUACUUAAGUUGUUUGUACAGGUAUAUAUUUUAUAUAUUUCAAACUCAACAAUUUUUUUUUAUACUAUGUAUUUUUGACAAUUUAUCAACCAUUGGCAUUACUUCUCUAUAUAUAGUUAAAAUAAAGAAUCCAUUUUUCAUGUUUAGUCCAAGAUACUCAGUUUAUGUUUGAUUGAUUCUGGUAGAUUUUACUAUACUAUAUUUAACUAUUAUUUUAGCUAAUUCAAUUUUUUUGAUUAUAUUAAUUAAAUAUUUAUUAUCUUAUAUUUAUUUAGAUAGACCAGUUGAUUUUGGAUGAUUGUCGUAGCACCGCGAUAGUUGGUCUUACAGAUGAAUAUACCGGCUUACGCAGUCUCAGUUUAAUAAAUGUUGGUUUAACAAGUUUAAAAGGUUUUCCAAAGUUGCCUUUACUGUCAUAUGUAAGUAUUAAUACUCCAUAAAAUGUAAUAUUGUGUAUCAAUAUUAUUAAUUUAAUAUUUAUUUAUUUCUAGUUGGAUGUCAGUGAAAAUCGAAUUUCUAAUAGUCUUCAGAAUCUUAGUGGAUGUAUUCAAAUUAAAACAUUGAAUCUCGGUCAAAAUAAAUUAAAAGAUUUUGAAGCCAUCGAACCAUUAGUAAUAUCAUUGAUACUUGAAAAAACAUUUAUACUAGAUUUUAAUGUACCAUUUUAUUAUUUUUGGGUUAUAGAAAUCAUUAGAAAACCUGAAGUCCUUGGAUUUAUCUAAUAAUGAGGUAACAAAACAACAAGGGUACAAAGAAUUUGUAUUACAGAAAUUCACUAAGACUCUUAAAUACUUAGAUGGGUAUGAUUUAUCAAAAGUAAUAAUAAUGAUUUGUAUUAACAUAAAUAUUUAUAAUUGUAGGGAAACUAUUGCCAAUGGAAAAACUGAAUCUGACUCUGACAGUGAUGACGAUGAUGGUUCAGAAUGUGAAGGUAAACUUAAUGCAUAUUUUUAAAAAUAAUAAAAUAAAGUAUAAAAAUAAAUUAUUGUAGCUGAAGAAGAAUGUGAUGGUGAAGAAGACGAUGAUGAUGAUAAUGAUAAUGAAAAUGAUAGUGAAGAAUAUGAUUCAGACAAUGAAGUAUAUGAUACAAGUGGUGAUGUAGGUUUAGAAGAAAUGUUAAAAGACAAUAUUGAUGAAGAAAGCGAAGGAAAUGAUUAUGUAGUUGACGAAGAAGAAAUAGAUCAAGAUACUUCUGAUGAAAGUGAUGAUGGUGAUGACAAUGAUGAUGCUGGUGAAGCCGAUGGGAGUACUGCUAAUGGUAAGUUUGCAUGUUGAUUGUUUAGUUAACAUUCACUUGUCUUACAAAAUAUUUGCAUAGGAAUGAACAAACAUUUUCAAACAGAUGAUUGAUGAACAGAAAUUGAAUCAGUAUUUUUUAAAAAAAAUUUUAUUUGAAUAUGGUGAUAUUUGUUUCUUUUUCAUAUUGAUUUCACUGUAUUGCACAAAAUUCUAUUCUAUUGAUUUCUUUUAAAUUAACCUGAUUUAGAGUAUACCAGUUAAUCAAAUUUGAUUAGUAUUAAAUUUCCAAAUAAACAUUUUGACUUGUAUGUUUUGUUUGAAAUAUAAUAGUCUGAUAUAUAAUUGUAUUUUUUUUUUCUAGAUAUUUGCUGCUAAAUAUUUAUUAGGGCUCCCUUUGUUUGUUCUAAAUGAGGUCAACUUAGUUUUAUUAGUAUAUUGGAGUGAUAAAAGUAUAGGUUUAUUACAAUUUAAAUUACAAUAUGUUUAGUGUAGAUGAAGUGUUUUUAUUAAUUUUGCACACUCCUACAAAUGAAGCUAAGAAGAUCAAAUUUUUGAAUGAAUUUAGUUGUUUAGGAUUUCAAAUUUUAAUUCUCUUAUUCAAAUUUUUUUUUUUUUUACCAAUUGUUAUUUAAAUAAUACAAAUAAACAAAAAUCCUCUUUCAAAACAAAAUUUAAAACAACUUAUCAUUUGACUAGUUACAGUUGAUACCCAUAAUAAAACCCCUGAAACUUUGGUAUUAUUGAUAAAGAUUUAUCGAUUUACUAAUAAAUAUAAUGCCAUAUCAACUUCCUCAGUGUCCAAAUAAUGUAUAGCUGUAACUCAUUAAAUAUAAGCAACAGAUAUCAAUUUUAAAUUGUUUGUCAUUUAAAAUAUUUAAUAUACUAACUACAAGUCAAGAUGUUCUUUGAGAUCUAUUCCAUUAAGAGAUUGUAUUAGUAUAAACAUUAAAAAAAAACAUCAAUAAUUAGGUACUAGCAUUGAUUAUUAGUGCUAGUUCCUAUAAAACAUUUAAAUGUCACAUUUAUUAUUGCUUUUGUAAGCUUUUCACAGUAUGUUUUAAGAAAUAAUCUAUCUGCACCUAAAAAAUAUGUAUUUCUAAUGAAUUUAGUGUUUGAAAUAUAAUUACAGUUUCAAAAAUAUAUAAAUAAUACUGUUUAAUUAUGAACACUUAGUUAUUGUGUUAACUAAUUAUUCAUCAUUCAUCAUUUUAUAUAUUAAUAUUUAUUGUGAAUCUAUUUAGUUUAUAAUAUAUAUAAUCUAACAUUUUACAGAAUCACAAGAUACGAGAGGGAAGAAAAGAAAACUUAAUGACGAAUAAUUUAUUAAGUAAGAAUGUAAUUACUGUUAUGUUAAGUGGAACAAAUUGUAUUUAUGUGUCCCACACAUUUUUUUAAUUAUCAACUUAAAAUCUUUUUAUUAUUAUUUUUUUUUUGUAAAUUGAUUGUUCUAAUAAACAUUUUCAUGUUGUACCACACAAAUUAUUUAUUUUGAAUUUAAUGUUAUGCCAUUAUAUUUUUUAAAUACACUAUUGACUUGGACUUAUCAAGCAACACAUUUUAAAUUUUACUGGGUUAACAUUUUUACAUUUUAAUAAUAAGUGUUUUAACUGUAUAUUUUUUAAAUAUGUUUGUGAAAAUUGUUAACCUAAUUGUAAUUUAAUUUGUGUAUAAACCAAAUGAUUGGGUAUCAAUGUGCUUUAUAAUGCACAUUAAAUUAUAUAUAUAUAUAUAUAUAUAUAUAUAUAUAUAUAUUUAUCAAAGCUGGACUUAUUAGAAUUAAAAAGUUAUUUUUGUUAAUACUUUAAAACCUAAUCAGUUAGGUAGUUUAAAUUCUGAAUAAUUUUCUAACUUCAGGCAUUAGAUACUUAAAAUAUUCUUAUCUAUCAUAUUAAAAAGUUUGAAGAGAUCAGUUUUAUAUGUUUUCAGUUUAAUUUAAUUUAAUAUUUUAUAAUUUCCAACAUAAUUGUUGUAAAAACACAAAACAAAUAGCCGCUAUAAUUUUAUUGGUUUUAUUUUUCAAUAACUAACUUAAAUUUCUUAAACUGAAUAUCUUUAGUGAUUUCCCAGCUUUGAUAUUUAUAUUGAUUUUAUAUAAAAUUAAAAAAAUGUAUUUAAUCAUUGUUUUAUUUUGUCACAAUUAAAUUAAAUUAAUGUGACUGAUUAUUUUUGUUGUCAGUAUGAAUUUAAGAAAAUACAAUUUUUCAAGUUAUAAACUAGUAGUUUGUACAGGGUAUAAGAAUUUUUGAGUAUUUAAAAAAAAAAUUGUUUUCUGGGGUGGAAUAAUAUGGUACACUUGUCUUAUAACUUAACUAAAUAUUUGAACUUAAAAUUACCCAAUUUUGUUUUAUUAAUAUAUAUUAUACAUAAUAAUAAAUAAUAUUUUAUUUUAAAAUGAUUUAAUACUAAUAUUUAAACAAUUUACAACCUGUUGGUUUUUUUUCUCAUGUUGUGUCAAAAUACAAAUGUUUAUUAGGUACUCAAUAUUUUUAUAAUAUUAUUACCUUUUAUUGAAGCAUUAUUCAGGAACAUCAUUUCUAGUAUUUUUUUUAAUGUUGCUCCAAAUUGUCUAAUAAAUAUAUUUUAACUUUAAAAUAUUGUGUUUCAUCAUAACCAUCAAAUAAAUGUUGACCACUUACCCAAUAAUAGAUAUAUAUAUUUUUUGCUUGUUAAUUGUUAAUAUUUUAAAAAUUUAUGGUAAAAAAAAAUUAUUUCAUUUCUAUUCUAUUAUUUUGACAAUGUUUGUUAAUUAAAAUAACCAUGGUUGUUUAACAAGGGUAAGAAAUAAUCAAAUACUUUAAUACUAAAUACCUAGUAUUCCACCAUUUAAUUUGUAAACUGAUAUAGUUUUUUAUGCUCUAUUUCUUACACCCUGUGUAUGAAUUAUUUAUAUUGUAUAUUAAAUUUAAAUAUAAAAUUAUAUUUAUUAUAAAGAAAGAAUAAUAUCUUGUGAGUGUCUUGAAUGUAAAUAAUUAUUUUUAUAACGUUAGAUGAAAAAUUAUUUAUGAUCUUAUCAAAAUUAUAAUCACCUAUUCAACUUUUAUUUUAAUAUAUAUAUUUACAUAAUAUAUAAAAGGCUCAAUGAAAUGAUUAUAUUUUAGUAAAUAGACCUUUUGUAAAAUUUAAAAAUUAAUCAACAAAGGACCAUUUCUUAUAUAUUGAUUGAAUAAUUUCUAUUAGUAUGUAAUGUAUCUAGAAUAUUUAAUAUGAUAUUUAUGAUACAAAACAAUAUUCCUUAAUGAUUUGAAUAUUGUAAUAUAACUGUUAUUUAAUAUAAAUAAUAUAUCAACACAACUAUGAUUUUAAUUAUAGUUCAAUAUUUUUUUUAAAUUGAAACAGUAGUUCAAAUGUUUAAAGAAUCAUAAAAUUCUGAUUUUAGUUAUCUUUUAGUAUGGUGUUUGUGAAUGUAUAGUAUAAUAAAUUAUACAAGUAUAAUUUUCAUCAUACUUAAUUCAUUAUUAAGUAGUAGUUUUGUUUACUUUUAAAUUAAACUAAUUUGUAUGUAUUUAUUAUUUUGAUUCAUUAAUUUUUAUUAAAAAAUAAUAUUACAAAAUUCAAUUCUUAAGAAAUAUAAAGUGUCAUUAGCCUUAAUAGCACAUCAUGUUAUUCGUUUAUUUUUAAUUAUUUUCACUAACUACUUGAUUAUUGAACCAUUUUGUUAUUGUUGUAAAGGUUUUAGUUUUUAUUUUGGUAGAAAAAAUAACUAAAUAUUUGUAUUAGAUUAAAAUAUAUAUUUUUAAAUGUAUUCAGUUGCAAUCUUCAGUUGUGCAUAUGUCACUUAUAUAUUAUAAUAUAUUUAUUUACUGUUUGUACAAAUAUAAUUUCAUUAUUAUUAAAAUUAAUGUUUCUGUAUACAUACAUGAUACAAUUUUAUUGUAUUUACACAUUAUUGUUAAGCUCAUUAUUUGUGUUACUUCUGUUUAACUUUGCUUUAAAAAAAAAAAAAAAUGAAGAGAAUAACUAUAUUAUGCUUGUUUCACAGCAUAAAAAAAUUGUUUUUAUUCAAAAAUUUUCAAUAUAAUUUGUAAAAAUAUAUUAUUAUAAAAUAUAUUAUGUUUAAGAAUAAUUAAAA
Cinara cedri is the source of this 8163-nucleotide messenger RNA. Lineage: Eukaryota; Metazoa; Arthropoda; Insecta; Hemiptera; Aphididae. The record is from the annotation of a GenBank genome assembly.